Molecule: messenger RNA, 3431 nt
Organism: Pezoporus occidentalis (night parrot)
Lineage: Eukaryota; Metazoa; Chordata; Aves; Psittaciformes; Psittacidae
Gene: USP1
Product: ubiquitin specific peptidase 1
Exons: 9
Coding region: 176-2554 (792 amino acids)
Biological process (GO): protein deubiquitination; regulation of DNA repair
Cellular component (GO): nucleus; cytosol
Molecular function (GO): cysteine-type endopeptidase activity; cysteine-type deubiquitinase activity
Source: RefSeq, a predicted model, not a curated record
CACCGCCUGCCCGUCACCAUGGCCCUUCUAUUCUGGCCGGCGCCUUCGGUGCCUUCCGCUCCGGCGUUUGAGCCGGGCGGCUGCGAGCGCCUGGGCGCGAGGAGGGGUGUGAGCGCCCUUUGCAGCUUCCCGGCCGCGCUGGCCGCUUCCCGCGCUCCCCUCCGCGCCAGGAAAGAUGCCCGGGGUGUUGCCGAGUGACAGCACGGCGAGAGGGAGCCCGUCGAAAAAGAACCGGCUUUCCUUGAAGCUCUUCCAAAAGAAGGACACGAAAAGAGCCCUGGAUUUUACGCAGUCGCAGGAAAAUGAACAAAAGAGCGCGGAAUUCAGAGGCUCCGAGAUUGAUCAGGUUGUUCCUGCAGCACAGCCUCCCUCGCUUGUUAGCUGUGAGAAGAAAGACAACAUGUUGCCUUUUGUGGGCUUGAACAACCUGGGUAACACUUGCUACCUUAACAGUGUACUUCAGGUAUUAUAUUUUUGUCCUGGCUUUAAAACUGGAGUAAAACAUUUAUAUAAUAUUAUUUCAAAGAAGAAAGAGUCUUUGAAGGAUGAAGGAGAGCAAAAAGCAGAAAAGGGAAAUUGUAAAGAAGAUCCCCUGGCAAGUUAUGAACUAAUCUGCAGUUUGCAUUCACUGAUCCUUUCAGUUGAACAGCUUCAAGCCAGCUUUCUCUUAAAUCCAGAAAAAUACACAGAUGAACUUGCUACUCAGCCACGAAGGCUGCUGAAUACCCUCAGAGAGCUCAACCCUAUGUACGAAGGCUACUUGCAGCAUGAUGCCCAGGAAGUUCUGCAGUGUAUCCUGGGUAACAUUCAAGAAACGUGUCAGCUACUGAAGAAAGAAGAAUUGAACAAACUGCCCGUGGAAGAGCCUACAGCUAAACCAGAGCAAAACCAUAACUCAAAUACCGAGAGUAAUGGAACUGGCAGCCCUGCUGAGGAGGAGGAGGAGAACACACCAAGUUGCCACGUUGGAGAGACAGCUGAGGACAAGCUACUCAAAGGCAAUGGGAAAAGAAAAAGUGAUGCAGAGGGUGGCAAUGCAAAGAAAAAAUCCAAAGUAUCAAAAGAGCAAAUUGCAGCAGAAGAGAAUCAAAGACAAACCAGGUCAAAGAGGAAGGCGACAGGAGAGAAGUUAGAAAAUCACACCGAUGCCAUUGCCAAGUGUUCCACUGAAAACGAGAGUGCAAAGCCAACACAGAAGAAGUCCCGGCUCAGAUUAAACUGGUUAAAAUCUUCAUGCAAGCAGCCUAGUAUUCUGUCUAAAUUUUACAGUCUAGGAAAACUAACUACAAACUUGGGAUCCAAAGACCCAGGGAAAGAAAAUGAUGACUGUGAGCUGGAAGAGUCAUCUGUAAAGUGUGAAAAUGGCAACAGUAUUAAAGAAGAGUAUCAUGAACCUGCAUCUCCUGUGGAAAGCCAUAAUGAAAAAGGAACUGAAAAAGAACCAAAAAAGGAAGGUACAGAGCUGGCUGUUUUUGAACUAGUGGAGAAGCUAUUCCAGGGCCAGCUGGUUCUGAGAACAAGAUGCCUGGAGUGCGAGUGCUUUACUGAAAGGAGAGAAGAUUUUCAGGACAUCAGUGUUCCAGUGCAAGAAGAUGAGCUUUCUAAAACUGAAGAGAGUUCUGAAAUUUCUCCAGAGCCAAAAACAGAAAUGAAGACUCUUAAAUGGGCAAUUUCACAGUUUGCAUCAGUGGAAAGAAUUGUGGGAGAGGAUAAAUACUUCUGUGAAAACUGCCAUCAUUACACAGAAGCAGAACGCAGCCUUUUAUUCGAUAAAAUGCCUGAAGUUAUAACAAUUCAUUUGAAGUGCUUUGCUGCUAGUGGCUUAGAGUUUGAUUGCUAUGGUGGACUAUCCAAGAUAAACACUCCCUUGCUGACACCCCUCAAACUCUCACUAGAGGAAUGGAGCACAAAGCCAACCAACGACACCUAUGGAUUAUUUGCUGUGGUAAUGCACAGUGGCAUUACAAUUAGCAGUGGACACUACACAGCUUCUGUCAAAAUCACAGAUCUCAAUAGCCUGGAGCUGGAUAAGGGAAAUUUCAUCACUGACCAAAUGUAUGAAAUGAUUAAACCAGAACCACUGAAUGAGGAGGAGGCGAGAACCGUUGCUGAAGACUACGACGACGGCGAAGUCUCCUUUAGAGUCAAUGGAAACGCACAGCCGGGUAAAGUUCUGAACAAAAAGAACAUGGAGGCUGUUGGACUUCUAGGGGGGCAGAAGAGCAAGUCUGACUGUGACCUCUACAAGCCAGCUAACCCAGAGAAGUUCCUCAGUGUAGUUACUGAGAACAGAAAUCCUGAGUCUAGCAGCAGUAACGGAGGUGCAGAGUGCAGCCCAGAGCACGGCGAACAAAAUGGUGUUAAUUCCAGUGGACUAGAGAACAAAGCCCUGUACGUGCUGCAGAGCCUGAAAGAGUAUGAAGGGAAGUGGUUGCUUUUUGAUGACUCUGAAGUGAAGGUGACAGAAGAAAAGGACUUUCUGAAUUCCCUUUCUCCGACAUCGUCAUCUACAUCAACUCCUUACCUACUGUUUUAUAAGAAGAUUGUAGAGUGAUACUGUAUUUUGACUGUAAAUAUCAGGGACUUAUAUACACUGUUUGGUCUGAUUUGCAUCAAAACUACCUGGAGGAAGCAGCUGUUCUGUUUUUGAAGCUACUGGAUCAUAAUGUUUCUGGUCUUUUUUGUUUGGUUUAAGUGGCUCAACUUGAAUUAACAAACCGUGACACAGAACUUACUUACUUAACUCACUUAAUAAUAACUUUGAUGCUGGAGAAUAGUGAUCUUACCUUUUAGAAAUACCAGUUUGUAUAGUUCCUAAAGGAUGCUUACAGGACACGGUAGUGGUUUUAACACAACUCUAGCUCUCAGACAUACCUAUUGUAUUAUUAGCUUUUUCUUUUUUUUAAUAAAAGUUAUUUGUAUUCAUAUCCUGGAGUAAAUGUAUAUUAACUAGCAGAUUUCAUCAGAAGUUGUGUAUUUUUGUAACUUGGGAAGUAAUACUUCAUAUUUAGUCUUUGGGUAAUCGACGUGGUUUCUUCUCCUUAUCCAGUUCUCUACGGCUCGGUGCAACUCAAAGCACAAGAGAAGGGUCUUGUAACCUCGUUUAGUGUCUUGGGAGGAACUGAACUUAAUAGAAAUGUUUGAAUGGUCUAAUUUGCAUCUUGCUGCAUAGGUGUUACAUGGGCAAUGUGUAAAUAGGUGUGAUUAAUACUUCCAAACGGGGAGCGUGUAGUGUAAUUAAAAUAAUUUUGUACUUUUAAAGCCCUCUUAAUAUGCAUAUCUGUUUGAGUGGGUUUGGGCCUUAGUGUGAUCCUCUAACAGUUCAUUUGUACUUGGAGCUCACUGAAAGGUGGGAAAACAGAAGCAUUUGGCUUUGAUGCUUUGUUAAGAAUGUAUAUAUAUGAAAUAAAAACUUUAUGAUAUGCAUCUGA